UUAUGGUGGGAUAUCUCCGAGCACAGGAUUCACCGUUGUUAAAUGCGGAAAACACAAGAAAAUUACACCUUUUGGACAACUUUCAAAGUUAAAUCGGAGUGGUUGAAAUCAUCUUUAAAUCGCAUGUGCAGUGGUUUGGCUGGAUUUACUUACAAUAUGCAGAGAAGGUGAUUGAAGAGCAAAAUAGCCUUAGGAACCAGGAGAGAUAACUCAAUAUGCAGCAGCCCUGUCAACAGAGGGAGCCACCUCCAUACCCAGGUCACUCUAAGCAACUGUACCAGCCAGGCACAAGGAAGAGUUUUUCUGGCAGUGAAACGAGUACGGAUGUGUCACUCUCCUCGUCAGAGAACCUCUCCACAUCUCAGCGGCAGGAACCCCAAGGCCAGGAGAAUACUCAGGAAAAUGUUUUCAGCCCUAAUCUUGACCUUCACGACCCUGACACGGGUUACAGUAUCUUGGCACGCCUCGGCAUGCCCCAAAGCUUCGUGGGCAAAACGGGCCAGGAAUACAUACAGGCACCGGUCACCACUUGUGCUGACCCACAUCAGCAAUGGACUCACGCAGUGUCCCUCCCCCACGUCACAGCCCCACACGAACUGAGCCGUCCACUGGCAAUGUACCAGACUGGUCCCAAUCCAGCCGCUUACUCACAUCAGUUAUGGACGCAAAAUACAGAACAGCUUCACAUGGGUGUGAAUGCCCCAGGAGUGACAUACUAUACCCAUUUACCCCCACCCCCUGAGUACCCAGGGAUGCCAGUACAUCGCUCCAUGGGGAAUCCCUCUAUGGAUGCCAAAGACAUAUCAAGGUCAUAUGAACUAAUUGACAAAUCUGACCUUCAGACCUCAAGGUCACAGCCUGAACUUGCUUGCUACAUAGCGCUACAGACUACACGACCUGAGCACCCAUAUUAUUCGUCAGGAGAUUUAAAAGUUGGUGCUUCACAGGAGCUAAGCAAACUAUCUGGUAAGCUUGAAGACUGGGAUCACUCUGCUAUUGCCACACGGGCAUCUCAGAUGGUGGAGAUGCUAUCAGAGGACAAUCAGCAUCUGAGGGAAGAGCUGAACCAGUAUGAACACAAAGUCUCUAAGCUACAAAAGUUUGAACUUGAAAUUCAGAGAGUACAUGAGUCAUAUGAAUCUUUAGUGAAAUCCUCACAGAAAAGAGAGCGACUCGAGGGUGCCCUGAAAAUGCGGAUGGAGGAAGAAAUUAAAAAGCUAAAGUCUGAGAACAGGCAGCUGAGGGAACAACUGGAGAAGAUGGUUUCUCGUUCGACGAAUGAGAGAUUAAGUCCUAGUGGAAGUGAUAUGCAGCGCGACGUGGCUCAGAAAGAAGCUGAUCUUAUGCAAGCAUUAUCCCAUAAUAAAGAGUUGAAUUCCAGCAAUGAAUGUUUGGACAAGGAGCUGAGGUCACAUCAGUCCAUGUUACAACAACAACAGUCUCACAUUGUCAUGCUGGACACCGCACUCUCAGAAGCACAGUUGAACGUGGGACGGCUGGAAGAGGAGUGUCAGAAAAAGCAGAUGUACAUGGAGAGAGUAGACCAGUUACAGAAAGCUCUGGUUGCUCUACAGUCCACGUGUGAAAAACGAGAGUUGCUACAACAACAACUUCAGGAUAAACUGGAGAAAGAGCUAGAUGUCUUUAGGUCAAUGGAGUCUGGGAUGACUGGUAUAUUGUCAGCCGAACAUGAGACAGAUUUGGGGGCUUUACGAAGGAUUUGCCACCAGAAAGAUGCCAAACUUUUACAGUUGGAAGGAGAGUUAAUAAAGUGGGAACAGAGAUUCUUGGAGGAAAGUGCAAAGAAGUUGUCAUUAGAAGGAGAAACAAAGGAUGCAAGGCUUGUUGCCUUGAGUCAUAGCUCAAAGGAAACAGAGAAACUCAUCGCAGAAGCCAAAGCUGAUAAACUGAAAAACAUGGAGGAGCUCUACCAGGCCAACAGGAAAGUUACUGAGUUAGAGGCCAGAGUGAAAUCACUGGAGACACAGCUCUCGGAGAAAGAGGCAAUGAUCAAGGUGCUCCAGCGUUCAUCUAUGACACGUAGCAGUAGCGUUCACAGUAUCUACUGUUCACCGCUACACUCACCGCGACCGUCGGUUGUCUCGCACAGGGCCGGCCCACUCAGUCGGGAAAGCAGUGAUGGGAGCUCACCCUCUGAACAUGGCUUCUUCAAAGAAUAUGGAACAAUUAAACAUGUCAAAACAAGCAGUGCUACUUCGGUUGACAUCCAUAGGCUGGCUGAUAAAGAGGAGAGGGGUCAAGUUCAUCGUUCAUCUGAUAGCGAUUCAAAGGUGGAGCAGAUGCUGUGGCAUGUAUGAAAGUAAUUACUGGCACAGAUUAUUGUGUACUGACCAGAUAUGGAGUGUGUACCUGUGUGGAAACCAGAAAGUUUGGUAUCUGAGCCCUUUCUUCACAAAGACAGUUGUCAGAGGCAAUAUUGAUAUGGGCCUGUGUUAUGCGCCCGUGUUAUGCGUCCGUGUGAGGGCAGGAAUAUUUGAAAAUGUAUACUGAGCACUGUCAUCAAAAUUGCUGCUGGCAGAGGCGAUAUUGGUAUGGCUGAAUGUGGAAUGCGUGCCUGUUUACCUGCCUGUGUGGAAACCAGGACUAUUGGGAAAUGAGAACUGACCAAGUGACCUCUCUCAUAUCACAAUAACAGAUGGUAGAGAUUUUGACAUGGUGGUGUGGAAGGUGAACGCAGAAGUGACAGUUUGUUGGAUAAUGGUGAACCAAUCACGUUGUUCUUUUCUCAGGUCACAUAAACUCUAUUGCUCCAAGAAGAUGUGCUGAUAUAUCUUUGUUUGAACAAAAAAAAAAACUGUGUGAAUCUUGUCUGAUUGCUCAUACAAUGUAUUUUCAGCAAUCCAGUACUUAUUUAAAAGAUGCAGUUUCAUGCAUCCUAUAAUUUCUUGGAAUAUGUCAAUUAUAUACAGUACAUGUAUGUAUGAUUAUCAUAUUCAACAUAUGAAAUGGUGCACUUUCUACUUAAAAAUUUAAAUCAUUAAAACAACGUUAAACACGUGUCCAGUAAAUAAAUAAAUUGUUAAUGCCAGUAAACAAUGAUAAGAUUUAGUACAUGAGGUGAGCUAAAACAUUUCUCCCUAUGGUUACACUCACUACUUCACUCGCCCAUGAAUAAUGAGGUCGUGAGUUCAAAUCCAGCUAUUGCAGAUUCUGCAUAUCUUUUAAGUGAGGUGGUUUGUACCUGGAGAAGAGAAGUGGUUUUACUGCCAAAUAAGAUACAUCUAAGAAUACAUUUACAUGUAUUUGUAAUCAUUGAUAACUAAUUAUAGUAAUUAAGUUCAACAAGAAAUGGCAUUUUUUACCUUACGUUUUUGUCAUCUGUAUUUGAAAUGUUAUGUGGUCAGUUUAAGAAAGGUUAGUAGUCACCAUUUUAAGAAAGAAACCAAGACAUGCAUAAGUUUUGUCUUACAUUGGCUUUGUUGGAAACUGUUUUCUGACCUGUUAUUUAUUUAUUUAUUUAUCAUGUUAUUUAUUGGUUGUGUACUAUGAACUUUUUUUUUAAGAGUUGAAUCAUUAUGUUUUUGUUUCCAUGUUAUUGUUUUUUAUUAACCCAGGGACUUUUGAAACAAGAGUUCAGAUGAGAAAUAGUAAGCAUGGAAGAUAUGUUUUGAGUGUGGUGCAAGUAGAAAUAGUUGAAAUAUCUGUUAUUUGAAAAUUUGGAGAACGGAAAAUUUGUAUGUAUAGAUACAAGUCUGAUGCAUUUAUUCCUCCAAGCAUAAUUUUUUUUAUUGUUCAUGAUACUUCUACCUAAUGUGUAAUAAGUUCGUGUGAAAUGUUAGCCCGGUGACAUAAAUCAUAUCAAAAAUAACUACUAAGGAAGUAGUCAUGUGUUACACUAACAUGUUAAUUCUUGCACCGUGGAGAUCUUAGCCAAAUAUCACAAGCCGAAAAAAAAUGUUCCACCUGUGUGAGCACUUCAUGUGAAUGCACUGAUAAUUACAUAUGAGUCAGAUUUAUUCAUUCAGAGAGAGAAAAGAAAGUUCAGAUCACUGUUGAUUACGGCCCUUAAUCCCUGAACAGGUGAUGUAUGGUAGUUUACACUACAGUUUGAAGGUACACGUUGUUUAAAUUGUUUUGAAGACUUUUGUUUAAAUCAGUGUCAAUUUCUGCUUCUUACAAUUUCUCUUUUCGGGUAAGAAAGAAGAAGAUUCGUCCUGACCAUAAAACCGUCCCCACAAGCAAAACAUAGAUAGAUAUGUGAUAUUUUAGAGAAAACACAGCACAUGUAAAGGUUUGGUACGCCAGGCAUAGGACAUGUUCAUAUAAUGGUUUGGUUUGCCAGACAUGUACAUGUAAUGGCUUGGUUUGCCAGACAUAGGACAUAUACAUGCAAUGGUUUGGUUUGCCAGACAUAGGACAUAUACAUGCAAUGGUUUGGUUUACCAGACAUAGGCCAUGUACAUGUAAUGGCUUGGUUUGCCAGACAUAGGACAUGUAAUGGUUUGGUUUGCCAGACAUAGGACAUGUACAUGUAAUGGUUUGCUUUUCCA
Messenger RNA from Liolophura sinensis, 4511 nucleotides. Its product is annotated as angiomotin-like. NCBI's taxonomy places the organism in Eukaryota, Metazoa, Mollusca, Polyplacophora, Chitonida, Chitonidae. Gene Ontology annotation, biological process: regulation of cell migration; actin cytoskeleton organization. The record is from RefSeq and is a predicted model, not a curated record. Bases 216 to 2318 code for a protein of 700 amino acids. Gene Ontology annotation, cellular component: cytoplasmic vesicle; plasma membrane; bicellular tight junction. The transcript has 15 exons.